AACCACCACAACAACAACAUCCACGACAACAUCAAUGGCACCAGUAGCAGUAGCAUCAUCAACAGACACACUCACAUGUACAGGAGGCGAGGGUCUACAUAGCACAGGCGUGUUGGUUGGCGCAGUGGUGGCAGCCGUGGUGAUAACAUUUGGGGUUGCGGUUGCUUUAUUUGUCCUGUAUCAUAGGAGCAUGGUGCAUAGAUUUCGGAAGAACAGACAAUCCGGUGAUACUGUUGAAGUGGAUGCUAUGGAAAGCAACAAUGAAUACGCCGUGCUAGACAGAAAAGAAGUUAUAAGUAAGACACAUUUCAGCCGGAUCACACUUACGCAGCACUUCAAGGAAGGAUGACGUCAUUCAAUACACCACCAAGAAAAUGAGAAGUGCGCAGGACGGUUAACGAAUGAGACAUCCACAUCAUCAGAGCUGGGGAAAAGAACGUCAAUUCCUCGGCCGGACAAAGAACAGAAUGAGAAAGAAAAUUAAUGUGUAGAUUUUAAAACGCUGAUGUAAACAGCUGACGCUAAAAUGGGUUCUAAUCUAUCAAAACUACACGGCUAAGCUACAAAGAAAGGAUUGCCAACUAUCACACGCCAGUGUUUUGAUAGUGAUUUUGUCGAAAACUAAAGCUGUUUAUACAAGCUGAAACGCUUAAAAUAGUCUUGGUCGGACGACUAUUCAGUCAAAAUGAUUUCACAGGCUGCCUGUUCGUAAUUUGUGUGAAAAAGAAAUUGUAUUUUUUUUUAAUUAGUAUGUGGUAAAACAGCUGUAAGUAUUAUCACUCACAUUUAGGUGCAUAAACACUUACUUUUGCUUUCAUGUUGUUAUUUCAUGAUAUUACUGAGGUUAUAUUAAACAAAAAUAGUCCCAAGUAUACUACGGUGAAAAGGGCACAAUGAGAGGGCACAGCCUCUGUGAUGUUGUCCAGCUUAAACUUUUGACAGAAUUUUAAAAGCUCGUAGAGGCAGUAUUAUUAUUGUAGAUGGCAUCGCACAGUGCCCUCACGGGAACUUGCAGUGAUCAUGUUAAUGGACUGGUUGAACUUGUUGGUUUCUUUCCCUUCCUUCUUUGCUUGUUUUAGGGAGGGGGGG
Messenger RNA from Lingula anatina, 1089 nucleotides. RefSeq lists its product as uncharacterized. The record is from RefSeq and is a predicted model, not a curated record. Lineage: Eukaryota; Metazoa; Brachiopoda; Lingulata; Lingulida; Lingulidae.